Messenger RNA from Pochonia chlamydosporia 170, 1932 nucleotides. RefSeq names its product ankyrin repeats (3 copies) domain-containing protein. The coding region runs from base 1 to 1932 and encodes 643 amino acids. Lineage: Eukaryota; Fungi; Ascomycota; Sordariomycetes; Hypocreales; Clavicipitaceae. The transcript has 2 exons. Gene Ontology annotation, molecular function: protein binding. The record is from RefSeq and is a predicted model, not a curated record.
AUGGCCUCGACGGAACAUCUUUUGAGUCUUCUAAAUCAAACAUCCUUCAGCAGAGCCGACUGUGAGUUGGGGCUUCGAGGCAAGGCACUGCCAGCGCAUUUGGGUAAUAGCACUGUGCGACUGAGUGUAGUGAGCGGCAUUCGUCAGCAUGUUGCUUUCGCCACGUCCGAUAUAGUCUCAGAUCUCUGUCGCAUUCCAGGACAAGAGGUAUUUAUGCGAGCUCGCAAUGCCCGCUUGAUUAUGAGCGACUACGUGCCUAGCCUUGAGCAGAUGCCUAACAAGGACUCCUACCCAUACUGCAUCUGGUAUCCUGAUGUUGCUAGUGAAGACACAUACCGAAGAGUUGCUGCGGCGUUCCCAGACAUGCGAUACCAAGUUGGCCGAGCCUGCGCAGUCGCGGGGUAUGCCAAACUCUAUUGUGAGCUUGAUCUGCUCCCCGAUCCAUGCAUCGCAGAGGAGGCGCGAGAGGCGGCCAACGAGGGUUCCCGCAAUAUCUUUGAGCACAUCAUGGCCAUGCCUACGCGCUAUGGGGUCAUGAAUGACUAUAACCUGACGAUUGAGCUCAAGAGCCCUAAACCCGGCGCCUGCUUGAAUGCCGACACGGCAGUGCUCGCCACUCUUAGGACACGUCGGAAAAUCGCCGACGGCCUUGGCAUUCGACCAUGGAGAUACUUUAACAUUACCGAAGAUUGGGGUGUUGGCGAGGAGCACAUAAAACCGGACAAGGUUAAGCUCAGCGACGCUGAAGUUGCUCUGCUUGAGUCUCCAUUGCCAUUUGAUCUUCCAACUAUGCAUAAAGAUCUGCUUAUCCUAGUAGCUGCCUAUGAGGGUAAUGUCGACCGAUAUGCCCGUCUCCGUCGCCCUGGUCGCGCCGUGGAAUACGAGUUCCACUGCUUGGUGCCUGGAGUCUAUCGAAGCACCUCCAUGGCGCUCUGGCUUAGCCGAAACCCGGACAUUAUGCAUGCAAUUGCGGGUAGUUGGGAUGAUGAGGAGGAGCCGGCUCUAAGGAGAGCCAUCAACGCCCGGCAUGUUAUGAACAAUGACACGCAUCGUCUCCUGGAUGCUAAGCCGCCCGUGCCUGAUGAUGAGCUGCCGUACUGGAUCUGGUACCCGAAUAUGCCGUCAAGUGCGACACUGUACGCACUGGCUAAGGCUCGACCAGCUAUGCGACCACAGUGCGUACGUGCCAGCAUUGCCGCCGGCAAUCGUAAGUUGUAUAGUUGGCUUAUGGAUAUGGACGACGAGGCACCUAGCGACAACGUUGACCACACUUCUCCGGUAGUGGAUGUCUGUGUUAUUAAGGAGGCAGAAGCUAGCCCGGAGCGUGACUUUUUCGUGGCUGAUCUAAAGAGGCGGCAGCGAGAGCGCGGGCUUGUGCCAUUUAAACGCUGUUAUGAUGAAUGGAAAAAAGAGAUCCCUUGGAAAAUGGGAGACAUUGGUUCCAACUUGAUAAUGGCUUCUCUGCCUGAUGACGGCUCGUGCAUCGUGCAUGCCGAUCAAGAUUGGGGUAUAUGGGAAAGCCUUGGGGCAGAGUUAGGCCGGGUACGUCUGCAUCUCAGCACUCCUCUGGAAGAGAGGCAGAGGAAUAGCUAUAAAGCGGUUGUGCGGCUGCUGCUCGACAACAGCGUUAGCAUUGAGGCGAAGGACAGCCAGUAUGGGCAGACACUACUGUUGUGGGCCUCAAGGAACGGGCACGAGGCCGCCGUGCGGCUGCUACUCGAGAAGGGUGCUAACUGUAACGCGAAAAACGAAGAUGGGCGGACGCCGCUAUGGUGGGCUGCCCGAGACGGGCACGAGGCCAUCGUGCGACUUCUGCUCGAGAAUGGUGCCGACGCCGACGCUAAGGACGAAGAUGGUCGGACGUCGGUCUGGUGGGCUGCCCCGAACCGCCACGGGACCAUCGUCAGGCUGCUACAUAUGAAAUCUCGGUAA